Molecule: messenger RNA, 445 nt
Organism: Aricia agestis (brown argus)
Lineage: Eukaryota; Metazoa; Arthropoda; Insecta; Lepidoptera; Lycaenidae
Gene: bcpi
Product: fruit bromelain-like
Exons: 1
Coding region: 39-377 (112 amino acids)
Source: RefSeq, a predicted model, not a curated record
UCAGACAUAAUCGUUGUAGAUACGAUUAUAGUCGGACAAUGAAUAUGUGUCGGACAAUCAUUUGUGUUCUGUUUCUCGCCGUGAGCGUACUCACCAUGGAUCUCGGAAAACCCGUCGCAGGUAAAAAGAAGAUAUUAUACGACCUAAACAAGGCUCCCGAAAUAUUCGAGCAGUACAUCAAGGACUUUAACAAGUCGUAUAAAGAUGACGCCGACAAGCAGGAGCAUUAUAAGGCGUUCGUAGAAAGCCUCAAGACCAUUAACAGGGGUAAUUCUAACCCUGAUGACACUGCCAGCUAUGGAUUAAAUGACUUUGCAGACUACACUCCCGAGCAGAGGAAGUUUUUACACGGCGGACUAGCACCUAGGAGAGAAUGAUCGUCAUGAAUUGAAGAGUGAAAUUGGACCAUAGAAUGAUGUUUACAAUAAAAUUCUUGUUUGUUUAG